AGGGACCGCGCAAGCCGUGGUGUGCGUUUUCCGGUCUGCAAUCACCAUCUUCCUCAUCUUUUUUUUUCUCGCUCUCGUACAUCUCUGUCAUCACCUACAUAUAUAGUUACAUUAUAAGGAAAAGAAGAACAUAAGAAGAAAAGAGUUCCACUUUAACGCAGCAAGGAGAGCACACACACAAAGGAACAGGCAAGCUCCUCUCCGCUCGCUUCACGCACUUCUCAUGCUCCGUCGGUGCCUUCUUACGCCCGCACCUCGCCGUGCGCCCCUCAUCGCCGCCCUGCCGUUCUGCGAUGGCUGCCGGCGAUCCUAUGCCACCGACCGCCCGCACCAAGGCACCCGCUCCUCAGCGAAGGAGCGGCGGUACUACACCGAGCCCCUCCGUGCCCCGCAGUCCGGCGUGCGCACCGUCGUGGGUCGCUUUGCGCACCCGUCAGGUGUCACUGCGCCGCCUGCGUCGGCCGGUGUCUCACGUAGCUCUGGUCCCCACGCGGGUGUGACGAACACGGCGGUGAACACCACGGCACGGUGCCUGACGACUCGCUUGAACCCCAAGACGCAGCUGAUGAAGGUGCUUGCGGCGCACGGCCGCACAGUCCGCUACGACAGCGCUGGUGUGCCGGUUGAAGGGUCGUGGUAUCUGCUGCCGUGGCACGAGCAGAUGCGCAUUCUGGCCGCGGUGAUUAGUGCGCUGUGCAUCACCAAAGCCUUCUUCGACGGCGUGCGCUUCGAGCUGCUGUACUACGGUGUGUGGAAGCUUGGCUACCGCAACAACGACUCCUUGAUGAAGCGCGUGCUGUACUACGGCUCCACCGCGCUCCUGGCAGCUGGCCUCUUCUUCAGCUUCAAUUUGAACUUCUUCCUCUCUGCCUGGUUGGUGGGCAGGCGACAGAUGGCUGCACAUAUGAUGAGCCGCGGCUUUUCUCACCUAUUGCCGCAGCGUGUGAUGCAGUUGAUGGAGCGUCGUAUGAAGUUCAGUCUUGUCUAG
Molecule: messenger RNA, 988 nt
Organism: Leptomonas pyrrhocoris
Lineage: Eukaryota; Euglenozoa; Kinetoplastea; Trypanosomatida; Trypanosomatidae
Exons: 1
Coding region: 224-988 (254 amino acids)
Source: RefSeq, a predicted model, not a curated record